CAGUGUUUGUAUCCACGCUUAUCUAUGACCGUAGUUAUUAUCAUUGAGUACGAUAUGGUUAUUAUAAUAUAGUGAUUAGUGAAUAACACCGAGGUAAUUUGUUGUUACCAACUUUCUUUAUAUAAACGUGUAAACAAAUUGUUGUGUGAUUUAAUGGGCAAUGACAAAUGUUUUAUUUGAGAUUAAAUAUAAUUAUGAUGUGAAAAUAUUAUUUAAAAAAAUGAAUCUUUAACCAUUAAUUAUGUUUUUUCAAAUUUUAUUGUAUGCUUUAAUUACAUUAUGUAUUGUAUUUAUUAUAUUAUCUAUAUUUAUCAUUGGGUUACGAUGGCACUACGCUAGCAAAAAAAGAAAAUGCCCAUCUCAAUUCAGCAUAGCAUUUUUCCAUCCUUAUUGUAAUGCUGGUGGCGGUGGUGAACGUGUUCUAUGGUGUGCUGUUACUGCUAUCAGUACUACAUACCCUAAAGUAAAAAUUGUCAUUUACACUGGCGAUUUAGAUGUAUCGCCCGAUGAAAUAAUCAAACGUGCAAAACAACGAUUCAAUAUUACACUACCAAAUAAUUUAGAGUUUAUUUAUUUACACAGACGAAGAUGGGUGGAAGCUGAAAAUUACCCUUAUUUUACUCUAUUGGGGCAAAGUAUUGGGUCAAUUGUGUUGGGUGUAGAAGCAUUGCGUUUGUUUCAGCCAGAUAUUUAUGUCGAUACUAUGGGUUAUGCGUUUACAUUUCCUUUGUUUAGUCUUAUUGCUAGUUGUAAAGUGAGUUGCUAUGUACAUUAUCCAACAAUAAGUACAGACAUGAUAAAUAAAGUUAUUCUACAAAAAGGAAAACGUAGAACAAUAUCUUAUAUUAAACUUGUAUACUAUCAGUUAUUUGCACAUCUUUAUGGCUUAGUUGGCUGGUUUACAGAUUCCAUCAUGGUAAAUAGUUCAUGGACUGAAGAACAUGUAAAUAAUCUUUGGAAACGGCCCUUGAGUACUUAUAAAGUAUAUCCGCCGUGUGAUACAUCUGAUUUACAAAGUUUACCUUUGGAAAGACAGAAAAACAAAACUAUGAAAAUUAUAAGCUUGGCACAGUUUAGACCAGAAAAAGAUCAUCCAUUACAGUUGAAAGCAAUGUAUCAUCUUCGACAAAUUGUGAAUGAAAAACUCUGGGAUAAUAUUGAGCUUGUUUUUGUUGGAUCGACAAGAAAUAAAGAAGAUGAAAUGCGAGUUGUUGAUAUGAAGGAUUUGUGUAAACAUUUGUCAUUAGAGAAUAAUGUUAAGUUCAAAGUAAAUGUUAGCUACAAUGAACUUAAAACUGAACUAUCUGAAGGUAAUAAAAUCAAUUUAAAUUGGUUAAUUAUAUAUUAAAAGAAUUGUUUUGUUUCCAGGAUUAAUUGGUUUACAUGCAAUGUGGAAUGAACACUUUGGGAUUGGAGUUGUAGAAUGUAUGGCUGCUGGAUUAAUAAUGAUAGCUCAUCGUUCUGGUGGUCCCUUAAUGGACAUAAUUAUUGAAAACGGGGCUGGACAAAACGGAUUUUUAGCUACAAAUGAAGUAGAAUAUGCUCACUUUAUUCAUAAGGCACUAUUGUUGUCAGAUUCUCAAAAACUUUCAUUACAAAAAGCUGCCAGGGGAUCAGUAAAUAGGUUUUCUAAUCAAGAAUUUCAUGACAACUUUUUGAGAGCUAUACAGCCAUUGUUUAAUAUUAAAAAAUUUAAGUAGUUAAUUUAUUUUAAAUAAAAUUUUAUGCAUUUG
Cinara cedri is the source of this 1733-nucleotide messenger RNA. The record is from the annotation of a GenBank genome assembly. NCBI's taxonomy places the organism in Eukaryota, Metazoa, Arthropoda, Insecta, Hemiptera, Aphididae.